Messenger RNA from Beta vulgaris subsp. vulgaris (sugar beet), 1977 nucleotides. Its product is annotated as carbohydrate-binding X8 domain-containing protein. The coding region runs from base 464 to 1186 and encodes 240 amino acids. The record is from RefSeq and is a predicted model, not a curated record. The transcript has 4 exons. Lineage: Eukaryota; Viridiplantae; Streptophyta; Magnoliopsida; Caryophyllales; Amaranthaceae.
UAGCAAAAGAAAGCAGAAAAAGAGAGAAAAAAAAGGAUGAAAUGAGCACUUAUUAUGGUUGUCAUCAUUACUAUCAUCACUUAAAAUUACAAACAAUUCAUGCUUUACCUUCUUUUUGUUCCUCUUUCUUUGCCAAUUGCUUGUGGCUUCCUUAGACUUAGACUAUCUAGUAUCUAUCUCCCACCCACAAAUCACAAAUGUCUCCACUCUCAAUCUCAACCUUCCCUUUCAUUAUUCUCUCUCCUUCUUUUUCUUCUUUAGCUUUUAAAAUUUCAAACAUUCUUAGCUUCUACAAGAUUCAGCAGUCCUAUAUUUCCUACUCUAUACCAUUUAAUAUGAUUUUCCUAUAAUAAACAAAACAAAAGAAAGACUUUAAAUUCUUCUCAGAAAACUAUGGCAGCUUUUUCUCUCACAUUUGAGUAUAAUUGAGAUUUUAGUGCUUAUUUUUCAUUGAAAUUUGGAAAUGGGUAAAAGGGUUUUUUUAGUUCAGGGUUCUGCUUCACUCAUCAUUCUUGCUCUUUUCUUCUGUUCAGUUUCAUGUACUGUGAUAUUAGGAGUAGCUGGACCUGGAGAAGUUCCUGGAGAAACAACUAUUCAAAAGGACAUCACAACACCGCUUACAAUGGUACCAACUAUUAAUUUCACAGCCACAUCAACUGCUCCCGUAUUGAACCCAAACUCUAUCCCCGAAGAACCACCUACUUGGGUCCCACUCGCUACUCCAACCUCAACUUCACCUGUGAACUCAGGUGCAAGCUGGUGUGUUGCUAGCCAAACUGCUGCUCGGUUAGCAUUGCAGAUGGCUAUAGACUAUGCGUGUGGUCAUGGUGGUGCUGAUUGCACCGCAAUUCAACCUGGUGGGAGGUGUUACUACCCAAAUGCUCUACAUAAUCACGCUUCUUAUGCAUUCAACAACUACUACCAGAAGAACCCAGUUCCAAAUAGCUGUAAUUUUGGGGGAACGGCUGUUGUCACCAGCACUAAUCCAAGUACUGAAAGUUGCCAAUAUCCUUCAACAAGCACGAGUUCAUCUGUGCUAGACACAGCAAAUCAAAAUGUUUCAACAGUUUUUAGCGUGGGACCACCUGGACCGUCAUCUAGUUUGGCGACAACUCUGGUAAACAGAGUUCCAUGUCUUUCCAGAUCAGUGUAUUUCUUGGUACUUCUGCUAAGAUUUGGUCUCUAGACAAUGUUAAUCAUAAAGUAAUAGCUCCUGAAACUCUUCUUAUUUUGUAGAAAGUUUAGUUGUGCAGGUAUGCUGGAUACAUUUUUUAGGUAGACUUGGUAUUAGGCUCCGUUUGGUUCGACGUAAACCAUGAAAGAAUAUUUUCCAAGAGAAAACAUAAUAUUAGAUUAAUUUUUCUUUGUUUGGUUCCUACUUCCUUGCAUGAGAAGUUAGAAAGAACAUGAAGAAUGGAAAUGAAAGGAGGAUGGCUGACAAAAAGGAAAGAAUAAGAAGAAUAUGUUUUGAACCCUCAGGAAAAUGAGAAAUGUAGUUUUACAGGAGAAAAAUGUUUUCCACUUAACCAAUGACUCUCUUGGUAUCACUCGAAGGGGUAGAUUAAUCAUGUAAUCCAGGUUUAAAAUUUUUGUGUUCCUGGCUGUUGGCUUCUGUUUGCUGUACUGUCAUGUGAAUGAGGGCGAAGUAUUGGAAGAUUUAAGUGGAUUAUUAUAAAUAGGGUUAUGCUAUAUGCAGCCCUUAGGGCUGCAUAUAGACAUAAAUGCAUUGCUUAAAAUGGAAUUUAGUUGUAAAUUUAUGACAAAAGUUUGCAUUACUCUAUGUAAUAAAUGCUUAGUUAAUGCUUAUUUUUUCCAUUUUUAGCUUCUUAUAUGCAGCCCUUAGGGCUGCAUUUAGCUUUUUCCUUAUAAAAAUUUGAGGUUUUAAUUAACAUUCAGGAUAUGUUUUGUGGUAGUAUUUAUGUUAUAUGUAGUAACUACUCUUGUAAGUUUGGAAUGAAAAGCUUAUAAUUGAUUGUA